Molecule: messenger RNA, 1701 nt
Organism: Arachis ipaensis
Lineage: Eukaryota; Viridiplantae; Streptophyta; Magnoliopsida; Fabales; Fabaceae
Biological process (GO): DNA integration
Molecular function (GO): RNA-DNA hybrid ribonuclease activity; nucleic acid binding
Source: RefSeq, a predicted model, not a curated record
AUGUUGACUGGAAGAAUGAGUCGUUGGGCACUCCUAAUAAGCGAAUAUGAUGUAAAAUUGGUGACACCUACCACCAUUAAGAGCCAAGCUUUGGCUGACCUCUUGUCGAUCUGUCCUGAAAAAGCAACGAUUGAAGAGUUGCCAAAUCAGAUUCCAGGAAUAAUAGAGACUAUUUAUGCUUGCAAUGAAGAAGAAACAUGGACCCUCAUGUUUGAUGGAACACCCUCGAAUCCUCAAGGAGGAGCAGGAGUCGUCCUUACAGACUCCCAUGGAAGAAAUCUGUCAUUCAUGUUUCGAUUGGAUUUCUCUUGCACCAACAAUGAGGCAGAGUAUGAAGCGCUAAUGCUCGGUCUAAAGAUGGCUCAAGAAGUUGGUAUCAAGAAACUCCAUGUCAAAGGAGACUCCAACCUAAUAAUACAACAAAUCCUAGAAGGGUAUGGCACGAAGGAAAGAAGUCUGGCCUUAUGCAGAGAGCAAGUGUGGCGCAUGAUGAAGGUAUUUGAUAAGAUCUCAUUUGAGCAUGUACCCCGAACAGAAAACAAGCAUGCGGAUGCUUUAGCAACAUUGGGGAGUAGAGUCACUAUUCAAAAUGGACAACAUACUUUGGAACACCGGGAGAAGAAGAAGGGAAAGAAAAAGCAGAACAACUGCAUGGAACCACUUGCAGAGAAGAAGGCCCCGGUUUGUACCGAAGGCUCCAGAGGUGAGGCUUCCUGCAAGGCUUGUCAAGAAACAAAAGAAAGCAUGCAGAUAUGUAAUGUUCACAAUUGGCAACAACCCAUCGUAGAGUACCUCGAUGCUGGAUUUUUGCCUUCAGAGAAAAUAGAAGCUGAGAGAUUGAAGAAGAGAUCAAAACGUUACUUCUUGCAAAAAGGAAGAUGCAAUCAACUGGGCCAAAAGGUGUGUACAAUACCAAAAGCAUGCAAACUUGAUACAUGCGCCAAGCGUGCAGAAGAACAGCCUCAAAACACCAUACCCAUUCCAUACAUGGGCGGUAGAUUUUGUGGGACCAAUCAACCCCCAUCAAUGGAGAAGAAAUGGAUUCUAGUUGCAACAGAAAGCUUCACCAAGUGGGUGGAGGCUGUCGUUGUCAGGGAAGCAAAUGCUGAAGCAGUAGUGAGAUUUAUCAAAGAAAAUAUAAUAUGUAGGUUCGGGCUGCCAAGUGUUCUAGUGUCCGAUAAUGGAACCCACUUUGUUAACCAAAGAGUGUGGGGUGUUCUUGAACAAUACCAAAUCAAACAUCACAAGUCUUCCCCCUACUACCCGCAAGGCAAUGGCCAGGCAGAGGCUACUGACAAGAGCCUUUUGAAAAUACUCACAAAGAUGGUGACCGAUGCUCAUAAAGAUUGGAGUGAAUACUUACCACUUGCUCUUUGGGCUUACAGAACAACUAGACAAGGAACAACCGGAGUAACGCCUUUCUCGUUGGUUUAUGGGGUUGAAGUUGUACUGCCAACAGAGAUUGAAGUACCCACCACUAGGAUGUUGUUAGACGAGGCAAGGGAUCGUGAAGCUGAGUUGCAAGAAUUGGAAGAAAAAAGAGAAGUUGUGGGAAGCAAGAUGGAAGAAUACCACCGGAGACUAGCGUUAGCUUACGACAAGCAUGUUCAGCCCAGGGUGUUCCUAGAGGGUGAUCUGGUGCUAAAAUCAGUAGACGUAGUAAUGAGGAAGAUGUCUUUGCCAAAAUGGGCUCCCAAAUAG